AUGACCGCCUACAACACUCACUGCGCUCUAGAAGUCAGCCCGGACGACGUGUGGUUGACGAUCCUCUCCCAGUUCUGCGCAUACGUCAACAAGAACGCCGAAGGGUUGCGCGACAGGGUGGUUGAGCAUGAGGGCAAGAAGGGGCUGACCGUGGAAGGGUACGGGUCGUUGGAAACGGCCGACUAUGCGAAGUUGAUCAAGGAUCUCUUAGGACAAAUCAGGCAGAACAUCAAGUCCCCCGAGCUGGCGGACUGGUUCCGCCCUGGGUUCUCUACUUCUACGGAGACAGACGAGGUGUGCGCGGCGGCAACAGCUAUGGCGAGCCUGCAGGCAUACUUCGAGCAUACAAUGUGCCUGGCGUGCAGCAUUCCGUCGGUGACCCUGAUGGGCACAGUUGAGGACUGGGAGCUGCUACGGGAGAAGAUCGAGCGAAUGCUUGAGUUCGAGGUGCUGGACAACCCGGAGGGCAAGGUGAUGGAGGUGUGGGUGGGGUACCUGAGGAAGGUGUGCGACGGGUUCGUGGAGUCGGCGGAGCACCCGGACAGCGCAGCGACGGUCGACUUCUGGGCCAAGGUGGGCAUGCUGCGAUGA
This is a messenger RNA of Ectocarpus siliculosus, 591 nucleotides long. The record is from the annotation of a GenBank genome assembly. NCBI's taxonomy places the organism in Eukaryota, Phaeophyceae, Ectocarpales, Ectocarpaceae.